Messenger RNA from Theobroma cacao (cacao), 1179 nucleotides. Lineage: Eukaryota; Viridiplantae; Streptophyta; Magnoliopsida; Malvales; Malvaceae. The record is from RefSeq and is a predicted model, not a curated record.
UUAACUUUUUUUUAUUAAUAUAAACGAAUCUGGUCCGUUGGAUUCGACUUAUAAAUCGUACUAAAAGAGUUGAAAAAUCAACUAAUCAUAGUCGAUGCAUAUUUUGCAGGAACACCUAGCUCUUUAUAUAGGUAUUGAAGAUCCCAUUCCUAACUUCUUAUUUUUCCGAUUUCAUCAUUUCUAGCGAUCAAAUUGAAUACAGUUCAGCGAUGGCAAUGUGCUCGCUAGAGAAACGUGGCAACCUUUUUAUCCUGACCCUGAUAACUGACCAGGACGUCGAGCACCGGCUCAACCCCAACCUCUUCACAUCAAUCAUCUCAGCUCUUUCAAAAGCCAAGGCUCAGUCAACGCGUGGUUCAGCUCUUGUCACUGUGUCGCAUGGCAAGUUCUUCUCCAAUGGCUUAGACCUUGCUUGGGUCAAAGCCGCUGGCUCCAACCAAGAAGCCCAACAACGCUUCGACCAGUUGCUCCACUGCCUCAACCAGCUUGUCCUAGCCUUCAUCUCCCUCCCUAUGCCCACUAUUGCCGCCGUCAAUGGCCACGCAGCUGCAGCAGGCGUGGUGCUCGCCCUCAGCCAUGACUACGUCCUCAUGAGGCGUGAUAGAGGUGUGCUUUACAUGAGCGAUUUGGAUCUAGGAAUUAAGAUUCCUGAGCCUUUCAUGGCUUUGUUCAGGGCCAAACUAAGCCCGGGUUCGACUCGGCGGGAUUUGCUGCUGCGUGGGCUGAAGAUAAAGGGAGAGGAGGCUGUGAAAAUGGGGAUUGUGGAUGCGGUGCAUGAUGGUGAGGAAGGGGUGAGCGAGGCCGCGAUGAAGAUGGCAGAUGGGUUAGUCAAAAGAAAUUGGGACGCUCAAGUUUAUGUGGAAAUUAGGAAAGGGUUGUAUCCUGAGCUUUGUGGCAUGCUGGGAUUGGCUACCGAAGUUAUUGCAACUCCAAGGCUUUGAGUACGAUGGAUUUUUUUGUGUUUGAUUGUUGUUUUUAAUUGUUGAUUCAAUAAAUUUGUCCAAGUGGAGAGAUCACAAAUCCACAGGAGAUGGCGGCACAACAUGUGAGGUGCGUGUACCAAAAUUAGUCUUUAUACGCCAAUAGAAGUCUUCUAAUAAGUACCAAGACUUCUUACCAUUCUAGCUCGUGGGAAUGAAUAAAAUUUACUUUUCUAAAAAAAAAGUUACUUUCACAGCA